AUGAUGGACGAAGUCGGCAAGCAAAUUAGGGUGUCGUUCAUGAACUCGAAGUGGCUGGACAACGAUACCAAGAAACGAGCGGUGAAGAAAUUGUCUCUCGUGAUCAGGCUUCUAGGGUAUCACUACGACAUGAUGUCACCCCAAGAGUACGACAUUUACUUGAAAUAUGUUCCUGACAUGAAGGGAGUGUACAUACAGAAUAUUCUCGAUGCUUCCAAAGGACAAGCCAAACAUUAUUGGGGGGCAUGGAAGCCCAAUGCCCUCAAUUUGUCCAUUCACCAGCAGACAGUUUCCAUACCACUGUACGCCGUGAAUGGCGUAAAUUUCGGUGGUUUAAACAUGAUAUUUGUGCCUGCGGCAUCAUUCUACCGUCCACUGUUCACUUACGGUGGUCCUCCGGAACUCAAUUACGCCGGUGUAGGCCACAUAAUAACGCACGAAAUAAUGCACAGCUUCGACAACAAUGGUGUUUAUCGCAAUGGUUAUGGUGAUGUGGACCCGUGGUUUACGAAUCAAAGUAUCGAAGCCUUUGGAAACUUGCAAGUCUGUUAUUCAGAUCAAAUUGAUCGUGCACCAAGAGCUCGGGCGUUCCUUGACUACCCCCACGAAUACCUAGCAGACACACUGGCCAUGGAAUCUCUUACGAGGGCCUACCAGAAAGCGUCUGCCAUUUCAAAGGUCACCCUGGGUAACGUCAAGGGGCUAACAAGUGAUCAGCUGUUUUACAUAACGGGGUGCCUUAUGUGGUGCGGUGUUCCUAGCCUGGUGAAAAGCGGAACCCAUCCUGAUCUGGACGAAAGGUGUAACGUACCGUUCGUAAACUCUGAACACUUCAGUGAAACUUUUUCGUGUCGCCCUGAUGCACCCAUGAAUCCGUCAAAAAAGUGCCGCUUCUUUUAG
Messenger RNA from Ornithodoros turicata, 900 nucleotides. RefSeq names its product endothelin-converting enzyme 1-like. The record is from RefSeq and is a predicted model, not a curated record. Gene Ontology annotation, biological process: protein processing. NCBI's taxonomy places the organism in Eukaryota, Metazoa, Arthropoda, Arachnida, Ixodida, Argasidae. Gene Ontology annotation, molecular function: metalloendopeptidase activity. Bases 1 to 900 code for a protein of 299 amino acids. Gene Ontology annotation, cellular component: plasma membrane. The transcript has a single exon.